CCAGACGGCGACUCCGCUUGCUCUCCCGCGGCAACUGCCGACGAGACGGAACAAAAGUUGCUCGGCAUUGUCAGCAAACCAUAGUGCCUGUACGCCGGCGGAACGUCACAGCCGCCAAACGACGCCAUCAAGGUAGCCAAGUGCUUCCACCACCUCCAGAAUCUCAGAUGACAACCAAGGACGUGGAGGCUCUCUGCGUUCGUCUCGGCCAGCUGUCCGCGGACGAAUUGCACUCUCUCGAUGACGUCAAAGCGCCCUGGCUUUCUCGGCUCAAAGGCAAAACAGUGGUAAAUGCCGUCAACAGGAUUCAGCGCUCUCUCGAUGCCGUCAACUUUUGGGAGCAUCGGCUCGCUUACGUCGCCUGGCUGUAUUGCUGGCUCAUGCGGCGGGACAGGCUUAGCCCUUGGCUUCUGUACCACUUUGACGUCCCUGCUGCUACAGUUGACUGUUCCGAGCUUCUGGGACACUUGGUUUCUUCGAUGAUGGAGCCUAUCUCCAACACGACGGCCAUGCAGGCUAGUGAAGGAGGUGCCUUGCACGCCUGUCUUCUGACCAUGGAGCCAGGAUUUGAGCCGCACGACCACAAGUUACUGUGCUUGUGCCUCUGGCCCGGAUUGCCCUUCGUGGCCGCCCAUUCGACGGGACUGAGGAUCCAGCGCCGGCUGAUGAUCACGCUCGGCCGUGCGCUGCGCGAAAUUCCAGUCGAAGUGGUGGGUGGUGUUUACAGAGACCUGAGUUCCGUGUUUGGUGCGGCCAUGCGUUAUUGCAGCGACCCGCUCGAGCAUCGGAUGACCGACAGAACUGAACGCCAAACCACCACCGAAGAAGAGCGGCAACAGGGGCGAUAAGUCCCGGGAAAUGACACCGACGGUCAAGUUCAAGGCCGCCACAUCCUAGGGGGUGCAUCUUCACGCACGCAACCACCGCGACAGCAUUGAAGGCUUCUCUUGAGUUCUCUUGAGUAUACCACGCUUCUCAUCGAUGUCACCACGAAAAUAUCUUAUGUCCAGAAGGACGGCUAGCGGCUCAUCCUGAAUGCAUUUUAUACAUUUCAUGAAUUCCCCACAGAGUUAGCUGCAGAGUCUACGCAAUAAAUAAUUUGAAGGAGCAAUUUGCAUUCGCGCCCACAGAACAUUUAUGACACUGUGGCGCACGGCAGGGUUAGGGUGCUUGCUCACUAAACGCUCCAGCAAGAAGCACACAAGUCGUAUUCGAGACAACUCUCCUGGCAUGAAUUUGCACAUCGAAACCUACACGACAUGCUGACAUACUAUGCCUGCUUUUAGGGUCAGGAUGUGGCCAUGCUGCUCGCUCUUCACUAUAGGAUGACCUGCAAAAGCUCCCUGCCAUAUCCAAAUGCGAAAUAAAACGGCAUGCUGUCACGGAGGAAGUGUAAUGACAGGUGGAUGUGCUUGAAUCAACACUCCCCAAAACUUGCAGUCUCAAACAAAAUCAUUUCAACGGACACUUUGCCUUCACCAUAUCAAAAUCAACGCAACGCCAACUUAAUUGUCAGAGACGGACAUCGUAAGCAGGAGUGUAGGAAAGCUAUGUUCUAGAUACCGGACGCAACUACGCCAUGUAGGCUCGUGUACAUUAAUCAUUUAUCCAGAUUUUGAAGUCAGGGACAACCAAAGACGCUUAUUCAGUGAUAAAGGGUAAAAGGUGACGACAAGCUUUGGCGUCAUCGGACUGAGAAUUCUGCGAGUGUCCAAACAGCGAUUUUUGAUUUUGUUAUUUUUUCAAACGUCGGAGUCAACGGACUGAAGUUUUUGAAUGAUUUCGUUUGCUACCUAAUGUCAUCUCUUCUUUUAGUUUUACUCACUCAUUCAUCACGCUCACAUUCUUGUAUGUUUUAGAUGUUUUUAGUACUUGUUAAACCUCCGUACAACCUGCGCUUCUCUAGUUUUAUGCUUUCGUCUUCUAUGAUUCCUUUAUGUAACGUGCGCAAUAUGUGUUUGUGUUGUUCUUCUCGGCACCCACGAAUUCUUCCCAUACCAUCAUAAAGAAACAUUAUUGCUUCUGAUGCAACUGUAUAGCUGACGCGUUUUUUUCCCAUGACCUCACUUGGCUGAUUCGCCACACUGUGUCCCUUUUGCAAUAAAUAAAGGUAUAACCAGUUAGUUCGCCA
Dermacentor albipictus is the source of this 2131-nucleotide messenger RNA. RefSeq lists its product as uncharacterized. The record is from RefSeq and is a predicted model, not a curated record. NCBI's taxonomy places the organism in Eukaryota, Metazoa, Arthropoda, Arachnida, Ixodida, Ixodidae.